AUGGAUCAAUCCUCAGUGACUGAAAGGAUUCAAAAUGACUUGGAUACCGUAUCUCGCCCCCACUCAUCAUCCCCAUACCACCGGCCAGGCCCUAGUGGAGCCCACCAUCAUGAGACCCAUCACCACAGGGGGCCCCACCAUCACAGUGGGCUCCGUCAUCAUGGUGGACCUCACUACCAAGACUCUGAAAAUCCCUACUCCUAUCCKUUCCACCACCGUGACGAGGCCCACUACCGUGGCAGGGCUCACCACUAUUCAUCCCCUGGUAAGGGUCUCCCCCAUGGCACUGUCCAUCCUCAACAUUCUUCUGGUGAGGACCACUUAAAUGAUGAGCAUCACUAUGGUAGUAGGAUGCCUCGUGGUGGUGGCUCCCACAUUUCUGGAACCCACCACCGAGGUGGAACCCACUCCCACGGGGAGUCCCACCAGCAUACUGAUUCCUUCCACCGUGGCGGGCCCCACCACCGUAGCAAGCAUCACCAUUCUGGUGGGCACCAUGGUGAGACCCAUCACCUUGGAGAAAAUUUAUCCCAGUAUUCCUCUGCUGCGUUUUACCACCAAGGCGAGCCUCCCCAUCAUCCCCAAGGUGAGCCUCCCCACCAUCCCCAAGGCAAGCCUCCCCACCAUCCCCAUGGUGGGCCCUACCAACAUGGUGAAGACUACCACCAUGAUGAGGCCCGUCUACAUGAACCCCACCACUACAGCAGGCCCUACCAUCCUGAUUCCCACCACCACCGAAGACAUCCUCCUCAUGGAGAGAGCUCCUCUUACCGUUCCUCUGAGGGGUCCGGCUUCCGUGGUGUGCAUCAUCAUGGUAGUCACCACCACAGGGAGCACCCUGGUGAGCACCACCCCGGGGAGAACAAGUUGAGCGGACCAGCAACCACAGAGUCCCGCAAGUCCCGCAGCUUGCUGGGCAGCUCCCCGUCUUAUACGGCAUCCCACUCACCUGGCAUAACUCACACCAGAAGCUGGGGGCACAGCGUGACUCAGUCCCAUGUCACAUUUUACUCAUCCCCCUCUCGGAGGUCCAGCAAGGUUCACCCCCGCAGCUCCAAAGACACACAGAGCUGGAGUGAAGAUGAGCACUUCCAGAAGCGCAAACUGGGCCGAUCCCCGCGGGCCCACAAGAAGAUGCACACUACGGACCUCUUCCAGUGGUUGUGGGAUAAAUUAAGCUACCUCAUUUGGGGCUUCCGGACACUGAUCUGGAGGCUGACCCAGUCCCUGGCCUUUGAAACCUUCAUCUUCCUCGUCGUCUGCCUCAACACCGUCAUGCUUGUAGCCCAGACCUUUGCUGAGGUCGAGAUCCGGGGUGAGUGGUACUUCCUAGUCUUGGACUGCAUUUUCCUCUGCAUCUACGUCAUGGAAGCCCUGCUCAAGAUCAUUGCUCUGGGCCUGGCAUACUUUUUCGACUUCUGGAACAAUCUGGACUUCUUCAUCAUGCUCAUGGCCGUGCUGGACUUCGUGCUCAUGCAGGUCAACUCCCUCUCCUUCUCCUUCUACAACCACAGCCUCUUCCGGAUCCUCAAGGUCUUCAAGAGCAUGCGGGCCCUGAGGGCCAUUCGAGUACUGCGGAGGCUCAGCGUCCUGAACAGCCUCCAGGAAGUGACAGGAACCCUGGGCCACUCCUUGCCAUCUAUCGCGGCCAUCCUUACACUCAUGUUUACCUGCCUCUUCCUCUUCUCUGUGGUCCUGCGGGCACUAUUCCACAAAUCGGACCCCAUGCGCUUCCAGAACAUCUUCACCACCAUCUUCACCCUCUUCACUCUGCUCACCCUGGAUGACUGGUCCCUCAUCUACAUGGACAGCAGGGCCCGGGGCACCUGGUAUAUCAUCCCCAUUCUCAUGAUUUACAUCAUCAUCCAAUACUUCAUCUUCCUCAACCUGGUGAUCGCUGUCCUGGUGGAUAACUUCCAGAUGGCACUGCUCAGAGGCCUGGAGAAAGUAAAACAGGAGAAGGCCGCCCAAAUCCAUGAGAAUCUGCUGGAAGACUCACUGACAGAGCUCAGGCAAACAGAGCCUGAGGAGACAGUGAGCAAGACCACCCUGUGGAAUCAGUUCAUCGACCGAAAGUUUGGGGCCAUGACUGACAAGCAGCGGGAGCUCCAGUUCCAAUUCCUGCAGCUGGUGGCUGGGGUGGAAUAUCAGCAGCAGAAGUUCCGUUCCCAGGCGUCUGUCAUUGAUGAGAUUGUUGACACAGCAUUUGAGGCUGGAGAGGAGGACUUCAAGAAGUGA
Molecule: messenger RNA, 2238 nt
Organism: Urocitellus parryii (Arctic ground squirrel)
Lineage: Eukaryota; Metazoa; Chordata; Mammalia; Rodentia; Sciuridae
Source: RefSeq, a predicted model, not a curated record